Penicillium maclennaniae is the source of this 813-nucleotide messenger RNA. RefSeq names its product Saf4/Yju2 family protein. The record is from RefSeq and is a predicted model, not a curated record. Bases 1 to 813 code for a protein of 270 amino acids. NCBI's taxonomy places the organism in Eukaryota, Fungi, Ascomycota, Eurotiomycetes, Eurotiales, Aspergillaceae. The transcript has 2 exons. Gene Ontology annotation, biological process: mRNA splicing, via spliceosome. Gene Ontology annotation, cellular component: U2-type catalytic step 1 spliceosome.
AUGUCUGAGCGAAAGGUCCUGACGAAGUAUUACCCACCCGACUUCGACCCGUCGGCGAUCGGGCGCACGCCCAAACACCUCCGCCAAAAGGGUCCGAAAGUCAUUACCGUUCGUCUGAUGGCCCCGUUCUCUAUGAAAUGCACCAGCUGCGGAGAAUACAUCUACCGAGGGCGCAAGUUUAACGCUCGCAAAGAAAACCUGGAGGAAAAAUAUCUCAACAUUCCAAUCUACCGCGGCGAGAUCACAUUCCGCACCGACCCGAAGAACAUGGAUUAUGAAUGCGAAAAGGGCGCCAAGCGAAACUUUGAGGUGUGGCGAGAUGCUAAGGACGACAAGUACAAUGAGACACAGGAGCAGACGCUGGACCGUCUCGAGCGCGAGGAGAAUGAAGAGGCGGAACAGCUUGAGCGUGACAAGAUGGCUGAGUUGGAGGAGAAAAUGAAGGAUUCGAAGCGCGAGAUGGCUAUUGCGGAUGCUUUGGACGAGAUUCGGACACGCAAUGCGCGCAUUGAGCGGAACGAGACAAACAGCGACGACGUGGCUCUGAGCUUUGUCCGGGACGAGGUGGACGAGGCCAAGCUGCUGCAGGAGAAAGAGGAUGAGGAAGCGGCGCGCCGGGCUUUCAUGACUUCUACCGGAGAGAAAAUAAAGCGCAUCGUUGAGGAGGAGGAGCCACCCAUUCUGGCUGGACCGUCAACAUCGAAACCUUCAAUCCAAAUGCCCCCGCCAUCGGCGUCGUUUGCACGGGUCAAGAAACCGAAGAAGCCUACCGGUAGUCUUCUUGGGAUCAAGAAGAAGCAGUCGCUUGUUUGA